Messenger RNA from Lampris incognitus (smalleye Pacific opah), 2143 nucleotides. RefSeq names its product protein phosphatase, Mg2+/Mn2+ dependent, 1F (gene ppm1f). Gene Ontology annotation, biological process: protein dephosphorylation; negative regulation of protein kinase activity. Bases 174 to 1460 code for a protein of 428 amino acids. Gene Ontology annotation, molecular function: protein serine/threonine phosphatase activity; cation binding. The transcript is spliced from 8 exons. Gene Ontology annotation, cellular component: cytosol. The record is from RefSeq and is a predicted model, not a curated record. Lineage: Eukaryota; Metazoa; Chordata; Actinopteri; Lampriformes; Lampridae.
ACACGCUUUUGCGCUUCGGAAGCGGCGUUACUCCUUGUGUCUCGCCAAAGGGCUCGCCUCUCCCAAGCAAGCGGCGGUAGCGGAACCGCAGGCAGAAGUUGGGAAGGGAGUAUCGUAAAUUAGACAACCUUAAGCUGAACUUUAACCUUAAAGGUUGGUGUGAGGAAACAAGUAUGGAGGAGGCAGCGAAGGCCUUCCUGGGGAGGUUUAUGGAGGAGUUUCCAGCUGCUCUUCAGCCCGGCGAUGCUCUUCCUCUCAGCCCCCUUAGCCGGAGCAAGCUCAGCCUGGAUGAGGUCCACGGAGAGAGCCUGGAGCUGGGCCUGCGGCUGCUGGCUACCAGGAAUGCCCCACCAGUGCUCAGCACCCUCAUGUGCCAAGCGACUCUCUCAGAGCUGCUGAAGUGCGACCUUUCACCUUUCUACUGCCCCCAGGAGGACGAGGCUGACCAGGAGGACCAGCAGGAAGGAGUGUUGCUCCAGUCAGAGCCAACCCAGCGCCUGUUCUUCAACAAGCUGAGAGAAGUUUGUUUUACCUGGUAUCAGAACCUCCCUCCUCUCCCUGCUGCUUCCACCCGCUUUCUCCUGUGUUCUGUUCAUGCCAUUAGAAACACACGGAGGAAGAUGGAGGACAAACAUGUUACUUUAGCUGAGUUCAACCAGCUCCUUGGCCUCCAGGAUGGUGUGGAGCGUGCCUACUAUGCUGUGUUUGAUGGACAUGGUGGCAUGGAUGCAGCUACUUACGCUGCCACUCAUCUGCAUGUCACUCUAAGCCAACAAGAGACGCUCCACAGCAAUACUGCUGCAGCUUUCAAAAUGGCCUUCAGCCAAACCGAUGACAUGUUCAAACACAAAGCCAAGAGAGAGCGCCUGCGGAGUGGCAGCACAGGCGUGGCAGUGCUGCUACAGGAUCAGAGUUUGACAGUGUCCUGGCUGGGAGACUCUCAGGCAAUGCUAGUCAGACAAGGACAAGCUGUCUCACUCAUGGACCCCCACAAACCUGAGAGAGAGGAUGAGAAACAGAGAAUUGAGGACCUAGGUGGCUGUAUUACCUUCAUGGGCUGUUGGCGGGUUAACGGGACCUAUGCUGUGUCUAGAGCCAUAGGUGAUUUUGACCAGAAGCCGUAUGUGUCGGGUGAUGCAGACUGCGCCACAAUUCAACUCUCUGGCAACGAGGACUAUGUGUUGUUAGCAUGUGAUGGCUUCUUUGACACAGUGAAACCCGCAGAGGUUCCACAACUGGUACUGGAGGCACUCCAGGAUCCUGGAGACCCAGAGGGGGCUGAAGAUGAAGAGUCAGAGAUCGCUGCAGGAAAGAGCAUCGCCCAAAAGCUGGUUACCCACGCUAAGAUGGCUGGUUCAAAUGAUAAUAUAACAGUUGUUGUUGUGUUUCUUCGUCCACCCAAGCUUCUAGUGGCUGAAGACACUCACACAGUUGUAAAAGAGGCAGAAUCAGGCCUCUAACUGCCAACAAGCACUGGGGUAGUGAGCGAAGAGGUCCACAAUUUAGACUGUAUAGUGCUUGACCAGGAGUUGAGACUGAAGCAACAAAAAAAAGGACACCUUACCUUACUGACUUAAUGUUUUUCUGCCUUCUUUAUUUUUCUGGUGCUCAUUUAGGCAGUUCACUGGGCAACAAAACUAAUGUCAUACCAAAAUGAAAUGCUUUAACUUGGCUGUCAUCUUUUACCAGUUAACCACCAAAACUAUAAUUUAUAGACUUUUAUGAACUGUAGAGGUUUACAAUCAGUGUUGAUGUUUGGUGGCUUCAAAUUAUAUUUUAACCUCUUGCAUUGUUUAUACCUUACACAUGACUGUAAGGCCACAUUACCAAAUAAUUGGGCAAUGCGGCGCCUUGGUGUGGUGUGUGGCGGUGUGGGCGUGUCACCACAUGACCCAUUGCGUUCAGUGAUCACCGCAAUGGGCUAUUGCAGCGAUUGUGGCCCACGUGGGUGUCUUUGGUCUGAUCGCCGGCUUACGUGAUUGGCCACUGCAGCGUGCUGCAUUCCGGCAAAAUCCACUCUGCAUAACUGUAGUCCAUUGACUUCCAAUUUCUACUGCAGCGGUCAUACCAGUUUCCUGUUUGUUGACGUUUGCUAUUGACAAUGGCAUAUUUUUCGCAAUGCCUGCAAGAAUUUCCAUGGAUA